Molecule: messenger RNA, 812 nt
Organism: Drosophila suzukii
Lineage: Eukaryota; Metazoa; Arthropoda; Insecta; Diptera; Drosophilidae
Source: RefSeq, a predicted model, not a curated record
UCAAAUAAUUUGUAAUCACCUGUGCCCCAUAUGACUGUCAUCAUUGUAGCCUUGACUGCCAUUCGUAAACACUGAGAUCAGUUAACAAAUAAACAUAAUCAACAUUAUUACAGAAAUAUUUAAUUCAUCAGAAAGCAAGAACUCAUCCAUAGAGAUACAAAUCCAUUUUAAGAAACCUUCAAAAUGAGCAAAUCAAGCGCGGUGAACGAGCGGAAAACAAUGAUUCUGGAAAAGAGAAAGCUCAUGGAAGACAAAAGGAUGAGCAUGGGAUUGAGGUCCUUCUUCGCUUCUUUUAUUGGGAGCAAUUUUCGACUAAGCACAGAGAUGCGGUACUCGUUUACAACCAUGAUAAGACGUCAUAAGUUUGAUAAGCAUUUUGUUGAUGUUAACUAUAAAGUACCAGAAGAUGAGGUAUACGAGCCCAUUUAUCAAACCGUAUUCGACGACGACAGAGACCCAGUGCAUAAACCCACUUUCUCUAGGCACCGCAUACCACUGCAGAUAAGAUGUCUGGAACGCUAUCACAGCUCCAAGAGGGAGUACGCCCAGCAGUUUAAGCGAGAAAUAAAGCUUCUGAUCGACAACCAGCCGACGGCGGAAAAUGCAUGGCAAUUCGUUAGGACGAUGGCCUAUACUUAACUUUGGCCUCCUCUGCACACAAGGAAGGAACUCAAGAUGUUUGAAAAAGACUUUUGCAAGCUUUCUUCGGAUGAGCAGCGUCGCUACGAUAAAAUAAUGGCAACAAAUUUUACAUAAAAUUUGUACGUAGCGUUAAACUUGUAAAAUAUUUUUUAUACAGUGUAAAAAAAAAA